AUGGGUCAACUCUUGUCACAUCCGGUAGAGGAGAAGUCCAUAGAUUUUCGGGAGCAUUCGACCAUUUCUUAUGCCAUAGGCUCGAUGCAAGGCUAUAGAAUGACCAUGGAAGAUGCCCAUGAUGUCAGGGUUUCCGAUGAUGAAAAUCUUGCCGUGUUUGGCGUGUUUGAUGGUCACGGUGGUAAGGAGAUUGCCGAGAUCUUGAAGGGGAAAUUAGUGGCAACUAUCUUCCGAACGCUCUCUGCAACAAUCAAGAAAAACAAAGAGACAGAGUUGCUGACAUACAUCCGCCUCAUCAAGGAUUGCUUCUUUCAAGUGGAUGCCGGGCUCCCGGAGUCGGAUGCCGCUAACUGUGGCAGCACUGCUAUUAUUACUACUAUUAUCGCCAAAAAGUACGUCAUUGUGGCCAAUACUGGUGACUCCAGAUCCAUUCUUUCGCUUAAAGGUGGCUUGCUGAAGAAUCUCUCGUUUGACCACAAACCUUCUACAAUGGGUGAACGUGUUCGUAUCGAGAACAGCGGCGGUUAUGUCAUCAAUGGAAGAGUGAACGAGGUUUUGGCCUUGUCUCGUGCUUUCGGAGACUUCAACUUCAAGUUGCCUUUGCUCUCGCUUAACCCAUCUGAACGUCACAAUGCAUACCUAGAACAAAACCGGAAGCUUAUCAAAGACAAUUUGGUUGCUCUCCCUCCUGAGCUCUAUCAGGUCAGCGUUGAGCCUGAUGUUCUUGUUUACGAUCUAAAGUUCUUGAGUGAGCCUGAGUUCAUUGUAUUGGCAUGCGACGGUAUCUGGGAUUGCUACACAAAUGAUCAAUUGAUACGUCUUAUUCGCAAACGAUUACGGGACGGUUGGAAUUUGCAACAUAUCAGUGAGUAUGUGCUCAAUGACUGUAUCAGCAUGGCAAACAAUAUCACAGGAAUUGGCUUUGACAACAUGACGUUGAUGAUUGUUGCGCUACAUACCAAUGGCUCGCUUGAACAGUGGGGACAACAAUUCAAGAAGUGA
Messenger RNA from Candidozyma duobushaemuli, 1002 nucleotides. RefSeq names its product type 2C protein phosphatase (gene PTC4). Gene Ontology annotation, molecular function: protein serine/threonine phosphatase activity; cation binding. The transcript has a single exon. The coding region runs from base 1 to 1002 and encodes 333 amino acids. Lineage: Eukaryota; Fungi; Ascomycota; Pichiomycetes; Serinales; Metschnikowiaceae. The record is from RefSeq and is a predicted model, not a curated record. Gene Ontology annotation, biological process: protein dephosphorylation.